Messenger RNA from Anoplophora glabripennis (Asian longhorned beetle), 1774 nucleotides. Its product is annotated as esterase FE4. Lineage: Eukaryota; Metazoa; Arthropoda; Insecta; Coleoptera; Cerambycidae. The transcript has 7 exons. Bases 1 to 1611 code for a protein of 536 amino acids. The record is from RefSeq and is a predicted model, not a curated record.
AUGGCUGGUAUGGCCAUCAAGGAAAAGUAUGACGGGCAGUGUAAUGCCCCACAACCAGCUGAAUCAUGGGAAGGAGUAAAAGAUGCUACCAAAGAGGGAGCAGAAUGCCCAUCACUAAACUUGUACUUUGGUUAUUAUGUAGGAAAUGAAGAUAAUUGCUUGAAUCUCAACGUUUAUAUUAAAUCGUUACCUAAGGAAAAUAAUGAGAAAAAACCUGUUAUGGUAUGGGUUCACGGAGGAGGUUUUCUGUACGGUUCCAAUAAAAGUGAAUAUUUUGGACCAGAUUACUUGCUUACUGAAGAUAUUAUUCUGGUUAGCAUCAACUAUCGUCUAGGAAUAUUUGGAUUCCUAAGCUUAGAAGAUGAAUCACUUGGGGUUCCAGGAAAUACUGGUUUGAAGGAUCAAGUUUUAGCGCUGAAGUGGAUACAACAAAAUAUUCAUAGUUUCGGAGGUGAUCCACACAAUGUAACCAUAUUUGGCGAGAGUGCUGGUGCAGCUUCAGUACAUUACCUGACGUUAUCGCCACUCACAAAAGGUCUGUUUAACAAAGCUAUAGUUCAAAGUGGUAGUAGUUUAAAUCCAUGGGCAUUGGGUAAAAGAAACGCAGAAGAUGCUGCUAAGUGCAUGGGUUAUAAGGAUAAAGACGAAAAGGCUGUUUUAGAGAGACUUCAAAAGGACAGCCAAAGAAAUAUUGUUACAGGUGUAUUUAAAAUUGUUGACGAUUUCAAAGCAAGAACAAUCCGUCCAUUUUCACCAGUUAUUGAAACCCCUUCCGAGGAUGCAUUUUUGACGGAGCAUCCUCUUGAAAUUCUAAAAUCAGGGAGGAAUCACCAGAUACCAAUGAUAAUAGGUUACAACACUGCGGAAGGCAUGUUGAUUGAGUUGAUUAGAAGAACCAAAAGUUACGGCGAGCUUCCGAAAAAUCUAGAAGGAGAAGUUCCGUGGGAUUUAAAGGUUCCUCCAACUUCUGGGAAAACUAAGGAAAUUGCGGAGAAGAUUAGAAAGUAUUAUUACGAUGGGGAAGACGUUACCGAAGAAAACGUCUUAAAAACAUAUAAACUUAUAGGGGACAUUCAAUUCCUUUAUGGAAUCCAAAAGGCUAUAAGGCUACAGAAACGAAAUUGCAGUCAACCAAUUUAUGUAUACAGAAACAGUUUAGAUGGAACAUUAAAUUUUUUCAAAAAGUUUUGUACAGCGAAAUAUUUUAAAACUAUGGUUCUUAUAAAUUUCCUAGGCAAAUUAUCUGGAAAUUCUUCAUUGAAAACCGUUUUCCAAAAGAUGUCUGCGAAACUACCGUACAAUGAAUCAGAAGGAGUGGCACAUGCUGAUGAUUUGUUCUACCUCUUUCCUACAUUUUUCACACCAAAAAUCGUAACUGGGAGCAAAGAAGAUUGUGAUAUUUACAAGUUCGUAAAAAUGUGGACAAACUUUGCUAAAAGUGGUAAUCCUACUCCCGAACUAGAUGAAAAGUUAAAUAAUGUAGUAUGGAAACCAAUUGAAAGUGAACACAUAGACAAUGUUCUUGGACUUGAUAAUGAAUUGAAAUUAAUAAAAAAUUUAGAAGGCGAAAGAUUGAAAUUCUGGGAAGAAAUUUAUGAGGAGUAUUCAUGAGAAUUUAUAAAACUACCUUAGCACACAAUCUCCUCACAGCCACCCAUUUGAAUUAUAGUUUUAAGUUUGGUGUAAAGUACCUACUGCACAUUAUAUUUUCUUAUUACAAUUUAAUACUUUAUUGUACCUGCGUUUUAUAUGUAAAUAUACUUUUUAAAACAUA